CCAAGGCCCACUUGCUUGCUUUUCUUUCAAACCUCAUUCAUUCUCAGUCAUCUCAGCCAGAAAGUUCCUGCUUCAGAAUUGAAGGUGGCCUGGUGGUUUUUACCUCAGACUUCCAGCAAGUACUACAAAGAAGAAAAUAUUCUGAAGAUCAAUCAAGCAUUCUGUCAAGUCAAAGUAACACCCUUGUCUUAACCACUAGUGGGAGAAAUGAAGCACAUUAUCAAUCUAUAUGAAAACAUCAAUGAUACAGGAAGAAAUAAUUCAGACUGUCCUCAUGUGGUUUUGCCAGAAGAGAUAUUUUUUAUAAUAUCCAUUAUCGGGGUUUUGGAAAAUCUGAUGGUCCUUCUGGCUGUGAUCAAGAAUAAGAAUCUCCAGUCACCCAUGUACUUUUUCAUUUGCAGCUUGGCCAUUUCUGAUAUGUUGGGCAGCCUAUAUAAGAUCCUGGAAAACAUCCUGAUCAUGUUCAGAAACAUGGGUUAUCUCAAGCCUCGUGGCAAUUUUGAAACCACAGCAGAUGAUAUUAUCGACUCCCUGUUCAUCCUCUCCCUCCUUGGCUCCAUUUUCAGCCUGUCCAUGAUAGCAGCUGACCGCUACCUCACAAUCUUCCAUGCUCUGCAAUACCACAGCAUUGUGACCAUGCGCCGUGCCACUGUUGUCCUAAUGGUCACCUGGACUGGCUGCACAGGCAGUGCUAUUACCAUGGUGAUCUUCUCUCAUCACAUCCCCACAGUGAUCACCUUCACGUCGCUGUUCCCUCUGAUGUUGGUCUUUAUCCUGUGCCUUUAUGUGCACAUGUUCUUGCUUGCCCGUUCCCAUGCCAGGAAGAUCUUGACCCUUCCCAGAGCCAACAUGAAAGGGGCCAUCACGCUGACCAUCCUGCUUGGGGUCUUCAUCUUCUGUUGGGCCCCCUUUGUCCUUCAUGUCCUGUUAAUGACGUUUUGCCCAAAUAACCCUUACUGUGCCUGCUACAUGUCCCUCUUCCAGGUGAAUGGCAUGUUGAUCAUGUGCAAUGCAGUCAUUGACCCCUUUAUAUAUGCCUUCCGGAGCCCAGAACUCAGGGAUGCAUUUAAAAAGAUGAUCUUCUGUAGCAGGUACCAGUAGAAUUAUUGGUCCCUGAUUUUAAGAGCCAUGGAGUUAAUACUGUCAAGUGACAGAAUAACAUGACACACCAACAAAUGCUAAUGCUUUCCAACUGUCCCUUUUCCUUCUUUAAUGUGCACAAGGAUUAUCCCACUAACUAGUGUUUGUAAUAACUUAGUCCUGUGUGAAGAGUCUUGCUGUAGGUACAACUUUUAUAAAUAGAGAGAUAAAGUAAUGUAUUAAAAAGAAUGACAGAAUACAAAACUCAGAAAACAAUACAAGUUUGAGAGCUUUGUGCUAAGGUAAUAACUUGUUCUUCUAUAGAUAUCUAGCAAGCCUCUUGCUGGGAUUGCCUUUCCAAGCUGCAGGUCAUUGUAAUCAAUUUCUUUUUUUUUAAUUUUAUUUUAUUAUGUUAUGUUAGUCACCAUACAAUACAUCAUUAGUUUUUGAGUGGUAAUCAAUUUCUAGAAGUUAAAUUGCCAGGACAGGUACUCAGGGCACAAACUACAAUGUCUUUGUAAGUAAGCCAAAGGUGCCAAUAAAUUACUGCAACUGAAUUUUGCCUAUCUUGCCCUACCACACAGAAUCCCUGCUCUCCCUCCCUCCUUCCUGUGUGCUUGUUUUACUGUAUGCCAUCUCAAAUCUUUUUUUCAAUCUUUUUUUUUUUAAGUGGGCUCCACACUGGGCAUGGGGCUUGAACUCACGACUCUGAGAUCAAAACCUGAGCUGAGAUCAAGAGUCAGACACCCAACAGACUGAGCCACCCAGGCACACCAUCUCAAAUCUUUUUAGAAACAAGUAGGGUAUAAAUUAUGAAUGUCAAAUAAGCAGCUUUGCAUUUCCAAAAUAAAGGAAACUUGUCUGUUACUCUUCUUUGCUCAUGUAGUAUUCCACUGGCCUUAAAAUCAUUUCCUGGCUAAAACUCUCAUGCUUUAGAAGCAUGAAAUUUCAGAGGAGGAAAUAAAAAUUUAAUAUAUUUGGCUUCUAUGUGGAAAUAAAUAAAGGCCAGAGGAAAAUUGUGAUUAUUUGAAGAAAGUAUAACCAUUCUUUGUGUAUUUGUCUGAAUGUAGGGGUAAAAGAAAAGAGACCCCAAGCCCCAGUAGAUAAUUUGUAGAAUAAUUAGAGUGUGUGUGCAUGUGUGUGUGUAUUUGCCAUGAUUUGGGACUGUGGGGGGAACCAAAACCAAAAUACCACUUCAAGAACAGUGCUAUUACUGAGACUCAAGCCAUGGACUGAUGAAGAACAUUGUAACUCCUUCCACAGACGAGUAAGAGGCAGAUGCUGUCACUGGAAAAUUUCACCCUACUGUUAGCCACAGGAAAGAUGCCAGAUAUUGAAAAGUGGCAUCCCAGUGACAAUAUAGAAAUAAAAUUGGUAAGUUCAUCCAUUUUCAUAGCUAAAGAUAAAGCUUAAAAAAGAAGCAAAUUCUGAACAUAAGUCCUUGCUAAGUUGGAGAGUAACUUAAAGGGAUGAGUGAUGAGAGAGAAGAAAGAAGUAAGCUCCUUAAAUCCACAGAGCAGGGCUGCUCAGGACCCACUGGGAGGGGCUGCAUCUUCUGGAAAAGGCAAAACUUGACUCUCCAGAGAGUUUUCCCUGAGCUGCCAAGAGGAGAAGCCAGCCACAAAUAGGACUGCUGGUCUGGUAGUGGUGAGUAAGGGCAGGGCUAGAUUGGGAGAGAUAAGUAGGGAGCUAUGUGGUCAGGUUCACAGAAAUUCCAAAAAUGUGGAGGUGUAAGGAAACAAGAGCUAAGGGAACAAAACAGACCACCCUGCCCUAGGUUUCAGGGGGAGGGUGUCUUUUUUUAUGACAGUCACCUAUGACCAACAAAGAAUAACCAGACCCUAGAAAAGAAGUAAGCCAUUAAAGAUGUUAUCACCAGUCCUUACUCAAACCAAGAUGUCAUAAGAAUGUUAAGACCACAAGCUCCUUGGUCAGCUCUAAAUAAAAGACUGUCUGUGGAGACCCAUGUUGGCAACCCUGUCCAGAUCCCUCUCACUCAUGAGAGCUCUUUCUGUAUCCUUGCUUAAUAAAACUCUAUCAUUUUAUUGUCUGGGAGAUUCAUUCUUUGACUCUGUGAGGCAAGAACCUAGCCCUCCUGCUUCAGUGGGUUUAAUAUCAGAUGGGUGUAGGCACAAAAACUUAAGAAGCAAAGCAGAAAGCACGGAGUUAAAGGGAAGAACAGUGCUGGCAGGUUUCUAGACAGCAAGCAUCACAGAUUGGAGAUGGAACCCGAAGUAUGUCUUGUCUUCUGUGUUCUACAGAAAUCCUUCCUUGGUUACUUCUCCUCACCAAAUGGACAAUAUUAUUCUAAUGUAUAUUAACCUGGAUUUCUUAAUAAAUAAGAUACUAUAUGUAAGUUUAUUUUUCAUAAAAUCUAAAGCACCCUAUAAAUGAUUUUUAAAUGUUAUUUCUACCAUUAAAAGAAUAAUAUGUAGAACUUUUUUCUGUGAUUGAACUGAGUAUUCUCAAUAAAAUGUAACCUUCCUUUGAUGUUGUGCUAUUCUAUGAUACUGUAGAGGUGGGUGGUACAAUUUAACACCUGUCAUAAAUGGUCCAAAACUGCUGUGCUUGUUAAAUUCUGCCUUUGUUAGUAGCUUUGCCAUCCCCUCAUCACUCCCAAGCUCAGCUGUCACAUCUGUUGUCAGAUGAAAUCACCUAGAAAUUUCUUCACUUCUCAAUGCCUUUCAUUUAUUAUAUUUAAUCUGAGAAAUAAAACCAAGGUGGCUAUUCUAAGAGUGUAUAAGUAAAAAAUAAGGGCUGAGUGCCAACUCAGAGACAUUUUCAAUUCUAGGUCCUUAGGUAUUUUCAAAUCAGUUCAAGGUCUUUAAUACUUAUAAUUACUGAAAAAAAGUAUGGUUUCCUAUCUCUACCUUCAUAUGUAAUUCAAAUAAAAACAGUAUCAAACAGCAA
Zalophus californianus (California sea lion) is the source of this 3990-nucleotide messenger RNA. RefSeq names its product melanocortin 2 receptor (gene MC2R). Gene Ontology annotation, biological process: G protein-coupled receptor signaling pathway. NCBI's taxonomy places the organism in Eukaryota, Metazoa, Chordata, Mammalia, Carnivora, Otariidae. The transcript has 2 exons. The record is from RefSeq and is a predicted model, not a curated record. Gene Ontology annotation, molecular function: corticotropin receptor activity. Gene Ontology annotation, cellular component: membrane. The coding region runs from base 208 to 1101 and encodes 297 amino acids.